Messenger RNA from Panthera uncia (snow leopard), 857 nucleotides. It is a transcript of the gene IFT43, whose product is annotated as intraflagellar transport 43. Gene Ontology annotation, cellular component: intraciliary transport particle A; cilium. The record is from RefSeq and is a predicted model, not a curated record. Gene Ontology annotation, biological process: intraciliary retrograde transport. Lineage: Eukaryota; Metazoa; Chordata; Mammalia; Carnivora; Felidae. The coding region runs from base 21 to 659 and encodes 212 amino acids. The transcript is spliced from 9 exons.
GACGUCAGGCGGCCGCGGAGAUGGAGGACGUGCUGGACUUAGGCGAGGAGCGACGCCGCGGCUCGGCCACCUCCGGGCCCAAGAUGGGUCGCCGAGCUCAGCAGGAGUCAGCUCAAGUGGACAAUCAUCUCAGUAACAAGAACUCCUCUUCGAUUCUGACUGGAGAGGCUCCCCCUCCCAAGCCGCCGCGCAGGCAAGGAGGCUGGGCCGAUGAUUCCACGAAGGCUUCAAAGUCAGGAAGGAGGGCUUCUGAAGAAAUAGAAGAUCACCGCCUCAGACAGCAGAGCUUGGAUGGAUCAGAUGACGGAGGAGAUAUUCCUGUUAUUCCGGAUCUGGAAGAAGUACAGGAAGAAGACUUCGCUUUGCAGGUGGCGGCCCCCCCCCAGGUACGUUACAUUAGCAUCCAGGUCAACCGGGUGAUGACCUACCGUGACCUGGACAAUGACCUCAUGAAGUACUCAGCCUUUCAGACCUUGGAUGGAGAGAUUGACCUGAAGCUCCUCACCAAAGUCCUGGCGCCAGAGCACGAAGUCCGAGAGGAUGACGUCAGCUGGGACUGGGACCGUCUGUACACCGAGGUGUCCUCAGAGCUCCUCACCGAAUGGGACCUGCUGCAGGCGGAGAAGGAGGACCCCGUGGGACAGCCCACGCACACCUGAGCCCUUGGCGGUCGGCAGACUCCUGUCCCCGUACAGAGUAAUUUCUGCUUCGGACUUGAAAAAACGCGAUAAGCCUACAGCUGAAGAAGCUUGCCGGUAGCUUAGCAUUUUUGUAUGGAAUAUUUUGUAAUAAAAAUGCUUAUUUUCAGUAGACCAUGUUGGAUCAUUCAGGUGUAAUAAAUUGCUUUAUGCUGUGGC